GCGGCGGGCGGGAAGUGAUGCGCUCCGCCGGCUUCCGCCAGCGGCCCGGCCGCGGCCAUGGCGGGGUAUUUGACUCCGCGCUUCAGGAGGAUACGGAGUCGGAGCGAGUUGGAGCCGCGGCGGGGGAGCGGGCGGCAGCGAGGUGGGAUUGCAGUGGUCCUUUUCAAGCAACUCAGCUGUGGAAUGGUAUUAUACGUGCCCUUCACAGUCAUCUGGAAAUCAAAAGACGUAGACAACAUCUGAAAACAUAUAAAAACUGUUUCACUGGCUCAAAUGCUGUCGAUGUGGUACUGAGCCAUCUUAUGCAAAGCAUGUACCUGAGCUAUAAUGAUAUUUCUCGUCUGAAGGGAGUCCGUGUAUGCCAAGCAUUGAUGGAUCACAAGGUGUUUGAGCCAGUUGGAGCAAAGCUUUACUUAUUCAAGAACGGGAAAGAAACAGAGUUUGAAGACUCAGACACUAGUCUCUAUAGAUUUGUAAAUGGCAAUCUUGAUCCUCCUCUUCAAGGAAAGAAUGAGAACAAUGAAAACUUGUCUCCUGAGCAAAUCUGCAAACAGAAAACAAAAAGAUAUUCCAAAGCAACGUGCGACGCACUUUCAAACCCCUCAGCAUUAGAAGCAGCUGAUAAAAAGAGAGUAGAGGAGCUUCUCCGAUCAAUCUAUGUUCAUGUAUCUUUACCUCCAAAGAUCGUAGCUAAUGAACCAAUUCAUCUGCUUUCAAAAAGAGUAAUAGAAGAUGUUUGGAAACAGCAAACUCUGUUACGAUUGCUGCAGUUAAUUGAUAUUCCUCUUCUAGAAGAUAUCUUGGUGUCUUCAGUGAAGACAAAACCAGACUGUUUUGGCAAAGAAGAAGACCUGGUUAUCCCAAAUACUUUCCUGGACAGAGAGGUUACAUGUAGCUUAAACUUGCCUGAGCUUGACAGAUGGCUCUAUGCUGCAAUUGAAUGCUUGGAGUAUUUUCCUGACCAAUUCAUUGUGAUGGUUAGUCAGCAGUUACCUCAGAGCACUGAGGAACCCAGCAAUCUGAAUACAUACAAGAAGAUUCUUUUUGACAUUAUAACAAAGUAUUACAGUCAAAAGAAGGAGUCUCUUCUUGCUGCUCAGGAUCUCCCUGUUCAUUCAGGAAUUAUAGAACUUAUAGAGAAAGGAAAAACAGAUCAAGCCCUAGAGGCAUUACAACUUUAUUUAAAAUUAUUAGCACCAAAUAUCAGAGAAGAACUACACAGGCUCUUGACAUUCCUAGCCAUUGCAUCGGAAUCUGAGGGCUACAGGUUACAAAAACAAUUUGAGAACAGAUUGGUGAUCAUCAAGACUUGCACAAAGUUCAUCUUGCAAAAUAGAACACUGUCAAAACCACAGGCAGAACUGCUGACUCAGUUUCUGAUGGACAAUCACUCUGAGCUCUUCAAGACUCCUUUAACUCUUCUGGAACUAACAAGUAGGAGACUUGAGAGUUUGCUAGAAGGACAAGAUCCAGAUAUCAAUUCAGGCUUCACCUUCUGCCAGCGCAUUACACCUCAAGAAUAUGAAGAUCAAAAACAACAAACCAAUCAGUAUCUUCUAGCAUUGAUUCGAGAGAUGGACAAUGACCCUGCUGUUCCUUUGAAGCAAAAGAAGAAAUUAAUCAAAGAAUUCAAAAAAUACCAUUGUCUAUUGUAGUGGUUGUAAAACUACAUGUGAAUUUUGUACUCCAAAUGGUUUGACAUCAACAUAGCCUUUUUCAUCUUCUUUAAAAAAAGUGGAGGAUGCACAUGAAAACUGUUCAUGAUAAAAAAUGUUUUCUUCCUAUGUCUUUACAUCUUCAGUUUACGGAAAUACAACUAUCAAAAUUACUAUGGUGCUAAAAAGCAUUAAAUCUAAUUAUUUUUUUAAGGAAAACGUAUUUAAUUGCUUGUAAGUUAGUACAGCACUGCUUGUGCUGCUUUGAGUUCAGCAUUUGGCACUUUUUUCCUUCUGUCCCACAACCCCAUGGCUCUCUAUCUGAGCCAAGUCUACAUUCAGAGCCAUGUUUGGGUUGAUAAUCAGCAGGGGCUUUUAAUCUUUUCUAUCUCUAAUUAAUAAUAAUUGAAACUCUAGAUUAUGACUCCUGUGGGUGUUGUAAAAUUGUAGAAAGUGUGUCAAAAAAUGUUAGAAGCAGGUAAGUGGGUUUUGAAUCUGGCAGGCAAAAUUUAUUAGGCAUGGAAACUGUGUGUGCUUGCAGGUAGUAAUUACAUCCUGUUGUUACUCCUUCUCCACUAUGGCAGACUGAGCUGCUGCAAAUUCAGCAAUUAUGCAAAAGCAAGUAGAAAAUUACAUUUUGAGGAAACCUAAGAAAUAAUAAUCUUAUUUUAGAUCUCUUGGUAUACUUAAGUAAUUUAUUUUAGCAUGAGGACAUUUUGAGAGUGUCCAGUUAUUUAUCAUGAAUACUUUGAUAAUGUUUAUGAAUUUAUACAGCAAAGCUAGAAAGGAUGUUGGCCUGUCUUGACACAUUGAAGGUUAACUGUACAUUGACAAGAAACGGUUGAUACAAGUCAUACAAUUAUAGAAUGGUUUGGGUUGGAAGGAACCUUAAAGAUCACCUAGUUCCAACCCCCCUGCCAUGGGCCAAGGACACCUUUCACUAGACCAGGUUGCU
This is a messenger RNA of Empidonax traillii (willow flycatcher), 2610 nucleotides long. It is a transcript of the gene DEPDC4, whose product is annotated as DEP domain containing 4. The coding region runs from base 18 to 1655 and encodes 545 amino acids. Gene Ontology annotation, biological process: intracellular signal transduction. The transcript is spliced from 9 exons. The record is from RefSeq and is a predicted model, not a curated record. Lineage: Eukaryota; Metazoa; Chordata; Aves; Passeriformes; Tyrannidae.